CCAGAGAGAGAGAGUGAGAGAGAGAGUGAGAGAGAGACUAGAGAGCAUACAGAAUAAAUACCAGAAACAGAAGAUUUUGAAAUCCAGUUAUAUCUGUAACUGGACACCUCUAAGUCGCCAAAAACCCAUUUCCUAAUACUUCAUUUCAAGGUAUCCCAUUUGUUCAGAUUUCAUCCUCUUUUUUUCACUCUGAUCAAAUUUCAUCGACCAUCAUGAUCAAGAGGAUUAGAGGGUUCAGGCUUGGACGCAAGAAACUAGCAAGAUUCUUCAAAUGGAUUGCCCAACGCAGAAGAGAACCAGCUCGUUUGUGCUCCAGGGACCACCCAAGAAGGUCCUGCAAUUCCAUUUCCAAAAUCUUGGACAUGGCUCGAUAUUUUACACGUGGAGCUAAAACUCUCUGUUUUCCAAAUUCGGAUCCGGGUUAUAUCAAAUUGGGUCGUGCGAAACCAAUGGAGGUACCCAAAGGACACUUGGCUGUGUACGUGGGCGAAUCAGAUGGAGACACGAAGAGGGAAUUGGUGCCUGUCAUUUUCUUCAAUCACCCUCUCUUUGCAGAGCUAUUACAGAGAACGGAGCGGGUAAACGGGUACAAUCAUUCGGGUGGGAUUACUAUACCGUGUGGGUAUUCGGAGUUUGAGAAGGUAAAGACGAGGAUUGCCGCCUGGGAAAAUUGCCAUAAUAGUAUAUGGACGAAGAAGCAUUAUAAGUAUUGGUGAUAUUUAAUGUCAUUGGCGGGUUUUGAGCUUGCACUACAAAUAUUUUUAUCAUCAUUUAAUGAAAAUUAAAUUCCAUUAGCUUUAUGUGAAUAGAUGAAAUAAAAUAAUUGCUUUUAGUGA
This is a messenger RNA of Populus nigra (black poplar), 836 nucleotides long. Its product is annotated as auxin-responsive protein SAUR15-like. The record is from RefSeq and is a predicted model, not a curated record. The transcript has a single exon. Gene Ontology annotation, biological process: response to auxin. NCBI's taxonomy places the organism in Eukaryota, Viridiplantae, Streptophyta, Magnoliopsida, Malpighiales, Salicaceae. The coding region runs from base 213 to 716 and encodes 167 amino acids.